GUCACUGAAACACAGUGCUACCCACUGCGUGAUCAAAUAUAAAUAUGUAACAGAUAUUGCUAUACAUAUUGAAGUCGUUAUUUCAUGAAGAAGUGAAAUACAUGCGGGCGUCUUUGAAAUGCCGGCCGCAGUCUGGAUUGGGGAAGAAACGUAGUUUGUCCGAGUGGAUUUGCCGUACUUCGCUCUGCGCAAGGAUUUUCAUGUAGCUUCACUUGCUGCAUAAAUAAUUGUGAAUAAUUUAGUACUGAACGAGUUGACGGCUGGAUAUAGUUCACCCAGUAAUUCUUCACUGCAGAAAACGUCAUUUAAUCAAAUAUUCGUUUCCGGUUAGACUCGUCACGUUGCACGUUGAAGCGUCUCCAGCUAGCUUAGCUUAGCUUAUGCUCUUGCUAGCCGCCGCUACCUAACAAAGAGACGCUUUUGUUGACCGUAGCAAGAAGUCGCCGCGCAGAGAUUAACUUUGAGUGUUUCCAUUGUGAAAAAUGUGCGCAAAUAUUGCCAAAGAAGAAUACGGGGAGAACGUUUGCGGCGCACAAGAGAAGGAGCGACCACGUCGACUGCUGGACGCUGUUUACAGGCCUCGAGGGCUCCACGGAGCAGAAGAAGAUCAUCACCCUGAGCGUCGGGAGCCCCCGGACGCCCCACACGUGAAAGAGGAAGAGCAGGAAGCCGAAAUCACGGCGUUUACAUUCACCGGCGUCGCUACGAAGAGUGAAGAUGAUGGCGAGCGAGGUCGAGACGCCCGUGAAGACGAUCUUCGCCUUGAGCAGCAGGAGCCGCCGCGUGCUCACGUGAAAGAAGACGAGCUGGAGGAUGUUCCGACUCAGUUUCCCUUGACGGUCAUCGUGAAGAGUGAAGAUAGUGAUGAAGACCACUACGGAGGAUUCCAUUCAGAAAGCCUCUCAGUCGGUGACCACAGCGUGGGACGCUAUCCUGACACUGACUUUGGUGACGAACACUCCAAAGGUGAUGUGCCUUGUCACACUGACAGCAAACACUUGAAAUGUUCUCAGUGUGACGGAACGUUUUACAACACGUCGACGCUGAAAAGACACACAAGAACCCACACGGGAGAAAAACCCUUUGCCUGCUCAGUUUGUGACAAAAGGUUCACGCAAAAAGGACAUUUAAUAGCACACACGCGAACGCACACUGGAGAGAAACCGUUUGCCUGCUCAGUAUGUGGUAAAGGGUUUUCUAGAAAAGGAGAUUUAAGUAUACACACAAGAACACACACGGGUGAGAAACCCUUUGCCUGCUCAGUUUGUGGUACAAGAUUCAGACAGAAGGGAGAUUUAAUUGCACACUCAAGAACCCACACAGGGGAGAAACCCUUUGCCUGCUCAUUUUGCGGCACAAGAUUUACCCAGAAAGGACAUUUAAUAGCACACACAAAAACGCACACUGGAGAGAAAACAUUUGCUUGUUCAUUUUGUGGUUCAAGAUUUACACAGAAGGGAGAUUUAAGAAUACACAUAAGAACACACACUGGGGAAAAACCUUUUGCUUGCUCAGUUUGCAGCCUAAGCUUUAGUGUCCGUUCAACAUUAAUUCAACACAUGAGGACGCACACUGGUGAGAAACCCUUUUCCUGCUCAGUUUGUAGUAAAAGUUUCUCUAAAAAGACCAACUUAACCGCACAUACUAGAACACAUGCCGGAGAGAAACCGUUUGGCUGCACACUUUGCGGGAAAGGUUUCACUCAGAAAGGACAUUUAAUGGCCCACACAAGAACACACACCGGGGAAAAAACGUUUGCUUGCUCAGUUUGUGACAAAAGAUACACUCAGAAGGAACAUUUAACAACACACAUACGAACGCACACUGGCGAGAAACCGUUCAGUUGCAGUGUGUGUGACAAAAGAUUCCAUGUUAAACGUCAGGUUAAGAGACACAAGUGCGCUGGUGUCAGAGCUGUGGUCAAUAAUGCUACAGAAUAAACUCAAGAAAUUGAAGUUGUGUUGGGUAUUGUUCCCAAAAACCUCACCAAGACUUUUGGGCAGUGGGCUACGUAUGUAAUUGACUCAUCAAAUGAACUUCGGGAGCAUUGUUUUGAUGGUUGUCAAACUGUGUAUACAAUUCACAGUAAGAAGAACUACUUUUCUUGAUUCUAUUUUCUUUAUCUCUUUUUAUUCAAGACCAAUGGUGAUCACACGUGUAUGGAUUUCAAAAUCCUCACAAAUCCUCUAUAACGUAUAUCAUCAUACUUGUACAGUACAUAUCAAAUAUAAACAACCUGAAGAUGUUUUUUUGAAUGAACUCGGGGAAAGUUGCAUUUGAAAUUGAAGCCGCUGUUUGAACUCCAAACUUCACGACUUUGUCAAUGUAAAUUGCUGAAAGGAUGAACUGAUAUCUGUGUGGAUGUACAGCAGCACGUUGAAUUUUAAGAUUCAAAUUCCUCCCUAUUGUUAGCGCGCGUUGCUGUCAGACAGACGAGGCCCAGCCCGCGCGACAAAAGCGAAGCGAGAUUCCCGAGCAGUCAGUUGCUUGCGUGAUGCCGUGGGCAGUAACGCUGUUGAGCUUGUUUUCAAAAAGCAGAAAAAAAAAAACCCCAAAAUUGCGAGAACUGUCCGUCCGUUGGAAGACGGGAAGGCCUCCGUGUGUCUUUUUGCAAAACAUUUCCACAUGCUUCAAUAUUUAGAGGCCAGUAAAUUAGCCGUCAGCUUUGUGCGAGGAGUGAGAUACGUCAGAACGACGAGAAUGUCGUGUUCUUUGACAGAAGAAAGUGCAAAUAUCUCAAACAACCUUUUGAAAAUGCGUUUCUGGGCUCGACCGAGGUUACCAAUCGAGCUCUGUCGCGCGUUUGUACUCGCGCCUUGUAAAUAAAGUUGUCUUUGUUCGACGA
Molecule: messenger RNA, 2845 nt
Organism: Syngnathoides biaculeatus (alligator pipefish)
Lineage: Eukaryota; Metazoa; Chordata; Actinopteri; Syngnathiformes; Syngnathidae
Product: gastrula zinc finger protein XlCGF57.1-like
Exons: 3
Coding region: 483-1940 (485 amino acids)
Biological process (GO): regulation of transcription by RNA polymerase II
Cellular component (GO): nucleus
Molecular function (GO): RNA polymerase II cis-regulatory region sequence-specific DNA binding; DNA-binding transcription activator activity, RNA polymerase II-specific
Source: RefSeq, a predicted model, not a curated record